UUUCCAGGGGACCUAUUGUCCUUAAGGCUUUUAAUACAGUAUUUUAUCUCAAUUUCAGAUAACUCAUCAUCACAAAAAUCCCUGAAAUCAUUAUCUAUCUUCUUAGCAAUGUUUGCAACACGUCAUGCUCUUAUCAACUGAGCUACGAAGGAGCACGUCGACGUCACUAGAAUGAUGACAACAAUUUUAAGGGACUCUAAAGGGAAUCAGAAUUCCAAACUAAUUUCUAUGGCAACACAGUUGUCAAUUUUGUAAACAAUCAUUUUCGAACGUGUGUUGCCAAGAGACAUCUAACCGACGUUCUAUGGAACGUUUUCUGUGCGAAAACAACAACUUUGCUGCUGACAACAAACUUGUUUGAUUUUUGAGACCUGAGAACAAUCGACUGGAAAAUGCCUGGGUGCUUUUCAAGACUGGCGGAGAGAGUGCGUGGACGUCGGCGGCCUACUGCGUCGACGGGUUGUUCAAAUUCAUUUGUGGCUUGUUUUUCUUGUCUUUUUCUGUUUUGCAGGGUUCGUGAUCGUCGACAGGUGGACAGCGACAGCGACUUCGAAGAGGAAACAACUGUCCUGGAUGAGGUCCAGUUGGAUGUGCCAUUGGAUGAUGUGCCAGAUGUUCCACAGCUGCCAGUCCUCCUUGAUGUCCAGAAUGCUGCUAUCAUCCUUGAGGAUGUGCCAGAUGUGCAGACUAUCCUUGAGGAGGCCACUGGCAAUUGGCAGUUGAUUCCGAUUAGGUUCAGCCCCCAGUACUGUGGGCCUGUUGUGAUCAGGAACAAUGCCGGUCCGGUGGUUAAAGCUUGGAGAACUUUCCAGUUCAUCAGCCCCAUCAUCACCUACAUGCGUGGGGGAUCCCAGCAGGUGGUGGUGAGGAUGCACCACGUGAGUAGGGUGAGAGGCCUGGAGACUCAACUGGUGUGGGCCAUCUCCAAGGAGACAGCCAGGCUUAGUCCAGAGGGCAUCCCCUACUGUGCCACCAAAGUGCAGUCCAUCACUUGGAUCCAGCGUGUGGCUGGCAGGGUGACCCACUAUGCAUCUCACCUCCGCCACGAGACGUCUGUGGACGUGACGCUUGGCUGCUACCAGCAGACUGAUGUCUCAGUGGUGUACGCCACUCUCCACAUGGGGCUGGACGGGCUUCUAUCCUCUUCAGCGUGGUCGGAGGCUGCCUCCUUCUCUACUCCCACCACUCAGCAGUUCACUGACCCAGAGCCUGAGGGCCACAACUGCUAUGAGGGCUGGGAGGAGGACCUGCUGCCUGAGGAGAGGGAGGUUCCUCUGCUAAACCUCUACCUUACCACCAAGAGAGUGGAGGACAUCGCCCUGAGGCUCGUCUCCUUGCGCCAGGCCUUCACUACCCUGCUUGGUUCCACCCUGAGCAGGAACCAUCUGUUUGUGGCGGGAAAGGUCCUCCUGGGCGGCCUUGUUCAGGCCAACCACAUGGACGAGGCCAAAUUCAUCAGUACCUAUAAUGACUUUGUGGACUACCUGAGUGACCCCUCCAAGCGGAAUGACAUUGAGAGGGAGCUGGCUGAGGCAAAGAUCCAUCAUGUGAACAUGAUAGAUGUCCUCUUUGAGCUGGUGCUGUUUGGGAUGAUGACAGCUCAGAAGUCCCUGAUGGUGCACCCUGGUGGGUUCGUGGAGCGUCUGUAUGCUCUCCUGUACUCCUUCCUGCCCACUGCUGCCAACAUGGAGCCAGAGGCUGAUAGAAUCCUACUGCUGCUCAAUGGCGGGCUGAUGGCUCUGCUAGAUGACAUGUUUGGCCAGCAGCUGGCCUGGUACUUUAACCCAGAGUCUCUGGUCACUGAGCUCUCCAGCCUCCUGGAGUACCACUUGGAGAACCUCAUGGCCAGCAUGUAGUCCUACUGCAGGGACCAUACUCCUUUCUCCUUCUCUCUCUCUUUUGAAGGAAUUGAGGACUUGAAGUGCUUUGUUUAACCCUGAUUAGUUAACACGCAUUAAUUUAAUGUAUUCUCUUGUUUUCUCUCCCCACAGGAUUAUUGUGACACUUUGCCUCCCAACAGGGCUGUAGACACCAAUGCACUACAUUACUUUGCACUGAAUUUGACAUUUUAAAAUAAAAUAAGUUGUAGUUCAAAAACAA
This is a messenger RNA of Oncorhynchus kisutch (coho salmon), 2100 nucleotides long. RefSeq lists its product as uncharacterized. The transcript has 14 exons. NCBI's taxonomy places the organism in Eukaryota, Metazoa, Chordata, Actinopteri, Salmoniformes, Salmonidae. Gene Ontology annotation, biological process: mitochondrial fusion. The coding region runs from base 393 to 1856 and encodes 487 amino acids. The record is from RefSeq and is a predicted model, not a curated record.